AGGAAGAGGCUUUCAUUUGACUUCCGGCGGCCUCGGAGGAAGGACGCAAUGGGCGUGCUGAGCGAGCUGAGCCGGGGCCUAGUCCGCGGGGCGGACCGGAUGUCGGCCUGGACUAGCAAGCGAGGGCCGCGGACUUUCUACAAGAGCCGCGGGGCGAAGAUGCUGGGCUACCGGACGGCCGGGGGAAAGUUCCGGCUGGUCCCAGAGCAAGUCCCGCGGCUGGUGGUGCCGGACUUGAGCGGCUUCAGGCUCAAGGCCUACGUGUCCUACAGGGCGCCGGCCGGCAGCGAGCCUCCCCUCACGGCCCGGGCCUUGUUCCAGCGCACCGCCGCCGCCCAGAUCGAGAAGGACCUGAAAGAAGGCGCCUUCGACCCGGAAAGGCUGGAGAAGUACGGCUUCGAGCCCAGCCAGGAAGGGAAGCUCUUCCAGCUCUUCCCCAAGAACUUCGUCCGGUAGGGAAGGGGCAUUUCCGGAUACGAGAUGAGGAACAAUAGCAUCUCCCCAGGGAUGAAGGGCCUCAAAAUGCAAGGGAAGGGUUCCCAGGACUAAACAAUACACGGCAGAAUGAGAAAACCCAUUGAAAUGAGCAUUUUUGGGUGGAAGAUGAGGCUCCAAACCUUCUCUCAAGUGAUAAAGAGCCUCAAAAUGCCACAAAGAAUCCAUUGAAAGGUUCCCGAGACAAAAUAAUACAUUGCAAAAUGAGAAAAUCCAUUGAAAUUAGCAAUUUUGGGUGGAAUAUGAGGUUCAAAAUCAUCUCUCAAGUGAUAAAGGGUCUCGAAAUGCAACAAAGAAUUCAUUUUGAGCUUCCUGAGACUAAAUACAUUGCAUAAUGAGGAAAUCCAUCAAAAUGAGCAUUUUUGGGUGGAAGAUGAGGCUCAAAAUCAUCUCUCAAGUGAUGAAGGGCCUCAAAAUACCACGACAAAUUUAUUCCAAGCUUCCAGAGACUAAAUAAUACAUUGCAAAAUGAGAAAAUCCAUUGAAAUGAGCAUUUUUCGGUGGAAGAUGAGGCUCCAAACCAUCUCUCAAGUGAUAAAGAGCCUCAAAAUGCCACAAAGAAUCGAUUGAAAGGUUCCCAAGACUAAACAAUACAUUGCAAACCAGGAAAUCCAUUGAAAUGUGCAUUUUUGGGUGGAAGAUGAAAUUCAAAACACUCUCAAGUGAUGAAGGGCCUCAAAAUACCACAAAGAAUUCAUUUCAAGCUGAGACUCAAUAAUAGUAAUAAUAAUAAUAAUACAUUGCAAAAUGAGAAAAUCCAUUGAAAUGAGCAUUUUUGGGUGGAAGAUGAGGCUCAAAAUCAUCUCUCAAGUGACAAAGGGUCUCAAAUGCCACAAAUAAUCCAUUGAAAGCUUCCCAAGACUAAAUAAUACAUUGCAAAAUGAGAAAAUCCCUUGAAAUGAGCAUUUUUGGGUGGAAGAUGAAAUUCAAAUUACUCUCAAGUGAUGAAGGGCCUCAAAAUGCUUCGAAGAAUCCAUUGAAUGGUUUCCAAGACUAAAUAAUACAUUGCAAAAUGAGAAAACCCAUUGAAAUUGCUUUUUCUGAAGAGAAGAUGAGGAACAGAACCAUCGCUCAGGUGAUUAACUGCUUCAAAAUGCCACAAAGAACUCAUUUCAAGGUUCCAGAGAUGAAAUAAUACAUUGCAGAAUGAGAAAAUCCAAUGUAAUGAGCAUUUUUGGGUGGAAGAUGAGGUUCCAAACUAAUCUCUCAAGUGAUAAAGAGCCUCAAAAUGUCUCAAAGAAUCCAUUGAAAGCUUCCCAAGACUAAAUAAUACGUUGCAAAAUGAGAAAACCCUUUGAAAUUGGUUUUUUUGAAUACAAGAGGAACAAAACCAUCACUUGGGUGAUUAACGGCCUCAAAAUGCCACACAGAACUCAUGUCAAGGUUCCAGAAAGAAAAUUACUGCCAUCUAAGUCUGUUAAAAUAACAUUUUUGUAUUAAAAUAGGGGGGAAAUGCUACCCAGUUGAGAAAGCGCCUUGAAAAUGUUCUAAAGUUGAUUUAUUGAAGCUGAUGCACUCUGAGAAGGCACACUUAAUGCUUUCUAGGUUUUGAUGAAUGAGACUCUUGGAAUUGAACUGAGUAAAAGUGGAAAGGAUUCAUAA
Molecule: messenger RNA, 2097 nt
Organism: Anolis sagrei ordinatus
Lineage: Eukaryota; Metazoa; Chordata; Lepidosauria; Squamata; Anolidae
Gene: MRPL41
Product: mitochondrial ribosomal protein L41
Biological process (GO): translation
Cellular component (GO): mitochondrial large ribosomal subunit
Molecular function (GO): structural constituent of ribosome
Source: RefSeq, a predicted model, not a curated record